Molecule: messenger RNA, 1122 nt
Organism: Spizellomyces punctatus DAOM BR117
Lineage: Eukaryota; Fungi; Chytridiomycota; Chytridiomycetes; Spizellomycetales; Spizellomycetaceae
Exons: 3
Coding region: 1-1122 (373 amino acids)
Biological process (GO): magnesium ion transport
Cellular component (GO): membrane
Molecular function (GO): magnesium ion transmembrane transporter activity
Source: RefSeq, a predicted model, not a curated record
AUGUUUUUGCUGGGUUUGCUAGCAGCGUUAUUGGGCAAUUGCGCUAUUGGCUUGGGACAGACUCUGCAGAAGCACGCGAUCAACCGCAUUGCUGCUCUCUCCUACCUUCCAUCAGCUCGGAGACGGCGUCCGAUACCUUCCAAUGCCGACCCAGCCAUAUCUCUAGCCACACGGGCUCGAAAUCGAACAUGGCUGCUCGGUCUCCUGCUCGCGUAUCUUGGAGAAGCAUGUGGCAAUUGGGUAGCCUUGAGCUUUGUCUCUGCGGCGGUCGUCACUCCUUUGGGAAUCGUGUCGGUCAUCGUUAAUGCGGUGCUAGCGCACAAGUACCUGGGAGAGAAGAUCACUAGGCGCCAACGCAUUGGAUAUGGUGUGGUUGCCUGCGGCGUGCUGAUAAUCCUCCUGGCUGCACCAAAGGGUGGACAGCUGACAAAGGAUCCUACUCGUCCUCCAGUACCCUCCCAAAUAUUAGAUGAAUGCUGCCGGACACGCUCAUUUUUUCUUGGGCUGGCAACCCUGGUGUCCAGUGUUUUGAUGUUGAUCUAUGUUCUGCGAUCGACAAGAUAUUCAAAGAAAUGGCGGGACUUUCUAGGGAAGGAUUACAAUUUGUACCUUCAUGUGGCCAUAUGCUCCUUGUUUGGAGCGGUGACAGUUACCUGCGGAAAGGUUUUGUCCGUACUGGCAAGGGUACGAGCAAUGAGUGCCACAUCAAGUGGUGCCCACGUCGCUGUAGCGAAUGCUACAACGGGCGCUGCAGGCGAAGUAACAUCAUCAACUGGUGUAGCCACUCCAGUGUUGGCGAUGAUUCUCGUGAUCGGAAUGUCGGUGAUGGGCUUGGAACUCUUCCGGCAAAGGGCGCUCACCCAUUACCCAGUGUCAAGAUUUCAACCGAUGUUAUUUGCUACUUUCAAUGGAUGUGCCGUAAUGUCCAAUGUGCUGUUGUUCCACGAGAUCCCGACAAUUUCUGGAUUAAUCCAAUUUUUUGCGAUCUUUGGAGUUGGCAUGACCGUAAUUUUGAUGGGUCUUCGCACUGCACAGCAGAGUGACGGUAGCACCUCCCUGGCACCCGCUGGCAGCUUUAAUGCUCACGCAUCGCCAAAUAGACUGCGAUGGGCGUCCGAUUAG